Molecule: messenger RNA, 1147 nt
Organism: Coprinopsis cinerea okayama7#130
Lineage: Eukaryota; Fungi; Basidiomycota; Agaricomycetes; Agaricales; Psathyrellaceae
Product: DUF636 domain-containing protein
Exons: 1
Coding region: 155-1147 (330 amino acids)
Molecular function (GO): carbon-sulfur lyase activity
Source: RefSeq, a predicted model, not a curated record
GUCCAUCGAGACAAAGCCUCUCACCAUGACCACCUACGUGAAAGCCAGUUGCCACUGCAAAUCCAACGUCUUCCAAAUUCCUUUCAAAACCAACAGCUUGCCCAAGUCUGGCGGGAUAUGCCAUUGCAACAUCUGUCGCCACUCCACGGGGCAAAUGGGGUACAUGGACGUGCGCGUCGACGGUGAACCCCUCUCCCUCGACUCGACCGAAUCAAACCCCAUCCCAGCCGACCUCUCCAACCUGACUGCGUACAAAUCCUCCUCCUACGCCAUCCGCUACUUCUGCUCCACCUGCUCCGCGCACAUGUUCUUCCGCACGAACGAGACGAGCGGGGACCCCCACUGGGCUGUCCUGCCCGGCGUACUCGAAAAGGUCGACGGCAUCGUCUCGAUCGACCAUCACAUCUUCCUCGGCGAUACCCUCGAUGGCGGGUUGGCUGAUCACUAUCAGCGUACCGGCGAUAAACGCAUCUCGAGGCACAAGACUUGGGAUAAAGAUCCCGCCAACGCUGGUGUGGGCGAGUUGCCUGUGGGGUGGAGGGACCCUUCGGCCAAGACGACAUCGAACGCGUCCCCUGAGACGCUGCCGUACUACUGUCACUGCAAGAGCGUGCAGUUCCACUUGACGCGCGCUACCAAGCCUAGUGACGAUCCGCGCGUGUACUGGCUCGUACCGGGAGAAGAGCCCACCGACCCGAUUCGGUUCAUCACCGCCCACUGUCUUUGCAACAGCUGUCGCUUGACUGGAGGUGGCCUGAUCCAGAGCUGGACGAUGGUACCCCCCGAGAACGUCAUCGAUCCUACGACGAACGCGCCCGUCCAACUCGCUGACCCGGCUAAACGCCUCAGAGGUCUCAAACAGUACAACUCGAGCCCCGGAAAGCACCGCGAGUUCUGUGGAACAUGCGGAGCAACCGUAUUCUGGUGGAAAGACAAGGACGAAAGCGACGAUUCCCCAGUUCCGAUGGACGUGUCAGUUGGGUUGGUGGACCAGGCUGCCGCGGGUGGCGCAAGGGCGGAGAGUUGGUUGGCGUGGUACGACCAACUCAUCCAUAAAGAGUUUGCUUUGAGCCAGGAGACUGUGAAGGCACUCGAACAAGGGUUGGCUGAUACUCUGAAGGAGCCAAGAGAUGACGACGACGCCUAA